This is a messenger RNA of Ochotona curzoniae (black-lipped pika), 2830 nucleotides long. It is a transcript of the gene EZR, whose product is annotated as ezrin. The transcript has 13 exons. Gene Ontology annotation, molecular function: cell adhesion molecule binding; actin binding. Gene Ontology annotation, biological process: regulation of cell shape; regulation of organelle assembly; positive regulation of early endosome to late endosome transport. NCBI's taxonomy places the organism in Eukaryota, Metazoa, Chordata, Mammalia, Lagomorpha, Ochotonidae. Gene Ontology annotation, cellular component: filopodium; plasma membrane; adherens junction. Bases 102 to 1859 code for a protein of 585 amino acids. The record is from RefSeq and is a predicted model, not a curated record.
GGCGCGGCGGGUUCGCGGCUACGCGCUGAGUUUUCUGGUCGUUCCGCAGGUCAGGGCCGAGGACAGCCGCGUUUCUGAGGAACCCGCCAGGAAUCGCCAAGAUGCCGAAGCCAAUCAACGUCCGCGUCACCACCAUGGACGCAGAGCUGGAGUUUGCCGUCCAGCCGAACACCACAGGGAAGCAGCUGUUUGAUCAGGUGGUCAAGACCAUCGGCCUGCGGGAGGUGUGGUACUUCGGCCUCCAGUACGUGGACAAUAAGGGCUUCCCCACCUGGCUGAAACUGGAUAAGAAGGUGUCCGCGCAGGAGGUCAGGAAAGAGAACCCGGUGCAGUUCAAGUUCCGGGCCAAGUUCUAUCCCGAGGACGUGUCCGAGGAGCUCAUCCAGGACAUCACGCAGAAGCUGUUCUUCCUGCAAGUGAAGGAGGGCAUCCUGAGUGAUGAGAUUUACUGCCCGCCCGAGACCGCCGUGCUGCUGGGCUCCUACGCCGUGCAGGCCAAGUUUGGAGAUUACAACAAGGAGACGCACAAGUCGGGCUACCUCAGCUCCGAGCGGCUCAUUCCGCAGAGGGUCAUGGACCAGCACAAGCUCACCCGGGACCAGUGGGAGGACCGGAUCCAGGUGUGGCACGCCGAGCACCGCGGGAUGCUCAAAGACAGUGCCAUGCUGGAGUACCUCAAGAUCGCCCAGGACCUGGAGAUGUAUGGGAUCAACUACUUUGAGAUCAAGAACAAGAAGGGGACGGACCUGUGGCUCGGGGUCGAUGCGCUCGGCCUGAACAUCUAUGAGAAGGACGACAAGUUGACCCCAAAGAUUGGCUUCCCUUGGAGUGAAAUACGGAACAUCUCUUUCAAUGACAAGAAGUUCGUCAUUAAGCCCAUCGACAAGAAGGCCCCUGACUUUGUGUUCUACGCCCCUCGCCUGCGCAUCAACAAGCGGAUCCUGCAGCUGUGCAUGGGCAACCACGAGCUGUACAUGCGCCGCCGGAAGCCCGACACCAUCGAAGUGCAGCAGAUGAAGGCGCAGGCCCGCGAGGAGAAGCAGCAGAAGCAGAUGGAGCGGCAGCAGCUGGAGUCGGAAAAGAAGAGGCGGGAGACGGUGGAGAAGGAGAAGGAGCAGAUGCUGCGGGAGAAGGAGGAGCUGAUGCUGCGGCUGCAGGACUACGAGCAGAAGACCAAGAAGGCCGAGCAAGAACUCUCCGACCAGAUCCAGAGAGCCCUGCAGCUGGAGGAUGAGAGGAAGCGAGCCCAGGAGGAGUCGGAGCGCCUCGAGGCCGACCGUUUGGCUGCGCUGCAGGCCAAGGAGGAGCUGGAGAGGCAGGCGGCUGACCAGAUUAAGAGCCAGGAGCAGCUGGCCGCGGAGCUGGCUGAAUACACCGCCAAGAUUGCCCUGCUGGAAGAGGCAAGGAAGCGCAAGGAGAACGAGGUGGAGGUGUGGCAGCACCGGGCCAGGGAGGCCCAGGAUGACCUGGUGAAGACCAAGGAGGAGCUGCACCUGGUGAUGACCACGCCCCCACCGCCACCCCCCAUGUACGAGCCGGUGAGCUACCACGUGCGGGAGAACCUGCACGAGGAGGGCGCCGAGCCGCUGGGCUACAGUGCCGAGCUGUCCAGCGAGGGCAUCCUAGAUGACCGCAACGAGGAGAAGCGCCUCACCGAGGCCGAGAAGAACGAGCGUGUGCAGCGGCAGCUGCUGACCCUGAGCAGUGAGCUGUCCCAGGCCAGAGACGAGAACAAGAGGACACACAAUGACAUCAUCCACAACGAGAACAUGCGGCAAGGCCGCGACAAGUACAAGACGCUGCGGCAGAUCCGGCAGGGCAACACGAAGCAGCGCAUCGACGAGUUCGAGGCCAUGUGAGGGCCAGGACUGGGGGCAGAGGGCCUGGCCGCCGGCCCCGCCCACCCACGGCCUCGGGGUCCAAGCCCCUCACCACGGUGCAUCAGUGCCUCGAGCAGAGACCAGGUCGCUGGAGGAGUUGUCCGGCCAGCCCAGGGAGGCCUCUUUGCCUUACUCUCCCCGGUCGUACCCCAGUGCCAAGCGGGCCCCAGCGGGCCCCGCCCCAUGCCAGGCCUCACACAGGCCUGAGUGGUGCAGGCCUCAGUGUCCUGGCACCUGGUCUGUGCCAGUACUUCCUGUGUAUUUGAAAUGAGUUCGGAUUGAUUGAUUUGUCCUGAUUUCUAUGAAGGCUCCAUCUCUGGGCACUCCGAGGGUGGAAAAUUACUUUGGAAAUUGAACGUGUGAUUUGCCUCCUCAGCCCCGCUGGCACAAAGCCGCAGGGCCACGCAUGGCUACGCCUUUUGUUUCUUAAUGGUUAGAAGGCCACCUUGUGGACUUCCACAGCUAGGAAAUGAUCAGCUAGUGAGCAUCCUAUUUAUGUACAUGAUAGUGGAGUUUGUAACAUUAGUUUUAAAAAGGGAAACGUUUCUGUAUAUUUUGUUACCUUUUAUGGAAGAAUAAAGGGUUAGUGACAAAAACCCCACCCCCGGCACCUGGUCUGGGCGUGACUGGCGAGCUGCGAUGGUGACCUCUGUAAAAAUGAUUUUUUUUUUUUUAACACUGAGACCACUCAGACCCUGUGAGCGAUCUUCUGUUGAAGCUACUCGUCUGGAAGAUGCUGCAGGCUCCAAGCAUCCCGACCUUGGGCAGCAAGGGACUCUUGACUGUGCAUUGUCCAUCCUCCCAGGAAGAGCCACCUGCAGGCCCGCUUCCUUCCAGCCCCACCCUGGAGCUGCCGAGCCUGCAGCCCCGCUGUGCCCUGGGCACCUGCAUGGCCAAGAGGUUUCUGGGUGGCUGGAUUGCACCCUGCAAAUAAUAAAGGCUGUUCCAGG